Molecule: messenger RNA, 4200 nt
Organism: Eimeria acervulina
Lineage: Eukaryota; Apicomplexa; Conoidasida; Eucoccidiorida; Eimeriidae
Product: myosin heavy chain, putative
Exons: 5
Coding region: 1-4200 (1399 amino acids)
Source: RefSeq, a predicted model, not a curated record
AUGGCACCACCUCGGUGGCGCUGCAUGCUUAUUGCAGCCUUGGAGGUUGCAAUAGCCGGACUGCCAAUCAUCCUAGGCAGUGCUGUCGCCGGUGCAGGCGUGCAGCAGGACGACUUGUCUGUGCGUAGCUUUGCACAGCGUCUGGCUCUCACAGCAAACGAUGCAAAGUUAGAUCGUUGGCAAACGGAAGUAGACCAGGGUAUUGCAAGUUUUCAGGAUGGGCUGAAGAAAGGCUACCCCGCCAAGCCUACACGUGAUUCUCUUCAUGGGAAGUCUCGUUUCGCUCUAAAGGACACCCCUGGAGAGGUUUUCCGGUUCAGUAGAGUGGCGUCUCCUCGCAUCUUCGACUUCGAAGCCCUCAGCGGCCCCACAAAACGCAUGGUGGAUGCAGAUGUUUUUUACAAAGAUGCGCAGGUGUUAGAAGAUCCUUUAAAAGAUGCGGCGGCGAUGGUGGCUCGUGCGGGGGAGCUGCUGGAGGGCCUGAAGGCAUUGGGGCCGAAGUUGAGAGAAGAUGUGGAUGUGAUGACAGCCAAGUCGGCGCACACGUUGGAGCUGCUGAAAAGAGGGUUGGCUGCUGAGAAGCUGAAGAUCCUCGCUCAGUAUGAGUCGCAAGCCACAGCAGAGUUGGAAGCGGCAAAGAAGGUGGUAGAGAGUAUUCAACGUGCGGACGGCACCGUGGUGAAGGCAACUGCUGAGGCGGGUCGAUUGCUGCGCUUGGCUGGGCAGCAGAUUGAGGGUAUAGGGCAGGAGGCAGCAUCAGUGCGGAAGGCUUUGCGUAAUGUGGAGGUGCAGUUCUCUCAUCACGUGGCGAGCAGCGGGGCAGAGAUGAAUUCUUCUGUGCAGCAUAUGAAACGGGCUGAGGAGGAACUGGCGUCGCUUAGCAAAACGUUUCAAGAGGGAAUGGCGGAGUUGAAGAGACGGAAGGCGAUGCUCCAACUUAUAGAGGAGGCGGAGCGAUCGCUCCAGCAGGUAGAAGAUGAACUCCGCACUCUUGUUGGCUUGGGAUUGUCCGCUGGACAGAUCCGCAAGGAUGCGCAGGCAGCAGAAGCAGCACGAGACAGCUUGGCGCUGCAGCAGCUGCUGCUGCGUGCAGGCGAUGGCACGUUAAGGGUGGGAGAAGCGGUGGGAGGAGCGGAGGCGAUGCUGGCAGACUUCGCGUUGAGGGUGCAGGCUGUAGAUUCUAUGGUGGCUUCGGUGCAGAGUGCAGCUCUAAAGGCGAGAGGAGUGUCUGCUGCUGAGCAGCUGCGGUCUCGGGCGCAGCAGGUUCAGCUGAAGCUACAAGAGAAGGCGCUGCAGGCUACCAAUGCACUUGCUGCUGUGAAGGAAGAAGUAAGCCGCCAACUCCGGCUCCACCUGGGAGACUACGAAAAGGCUAUAGAAGAUGGAGACGCCUGGGUGCGGCAGGCGGCGCAGCAGCACAAAAUGCUGAAUGCAGCUCUUCUGGCUCGUGAGGAGGAGUCAGCUGGUGCGAGAAAGGCUGCGGAGCAGUUCAGCAAGAUGCUGAUGGAGGACGUGGAGGAGGCGCAGAACAAGGUGACCAGUGGUCAGGCCCAGUGGCCAGCUCUUGAAGCUCAGUACUCAUUUGAAUCUAGACGCGCAGCAGCAGAGCGCCUCAUGGAAGAAGCACAAGCAGCAGCAGGGAAGGCUGCUGCUGCGUUUCGUAGCGUUGAGAGACAGGCUACGGAUUUCUUUGCGGAGGCGGCGCAGACUAUUGAGGACCUAAAGAAGCUGGAGAAGAAAGUGCACGACUUAGCAGAAGCAGCACGGACACAGCAUGCUGACCUGUUGAAGGAGCAGCAGCGGCUGGAAGCAGCAGGUGCUGCAUCGGCUGCAGCAGCAGGAGCAGAAGCAGCAGCAGCACGAGAUCGGGCUGAGACCGCCGUAAAGAUAGGACAGCGUUUUGCUCAGCAAAGACUAGACGUGGCGCAGCAGGUGGAAGAGACGAAAGCAGUAUUGGAGGAGAUGGGGAAGCGGCUGCUGCAGAAGCCGGGAGCAGCUUCAGGCAAGGGUAGCAAAGGGGGUGCACAGGGGGAUGAUGCUCUCAGUACGAAGGAGAUCCUUACUAGAUACGGAAACAAAGCCAAUGAACACCUCAAAUAUGCACAGCAGCACCUCGAUAGAGCGAAAGAGGUAAAGCUGCAGGUGCUGAAGGUGCAGCAGACCCUCCAGGGAGACGUCAAGGACCUAAGGACUGCACUGAAAGCCACCUCCGUCCGGCAACGCGUACAGGACAGCAGCAGCGGCAGCCAGCCGAGCACGCCUGCGCCGCCUGCAAGCGGCGGAGCAGAUCAACAGUGGCAGAGUUCAAGCAAGGGUUUAUCAGAUACGUUGGAGAGGCGGAUAGGCCACUUAACAGCGCUUGCAGCCGAGCUGCAGAAACAGCAAGAGGCAUCGCACAAGCAGCAGCGAGAAGCACAGAAAGCAGCAGCUAACUUACGCCUAGCGGGGUUGAGGGCCGUUGUUGGAGAAGGGUCGCAGGUUAGCAGCGAGUUAGAGGCACAAGAGAUGCAGGCGGCGCUCGACGCAGCAGACGCCGUUGCUGCAGAUGUUGUGAAGAAGGCGAAGGUGCUAGAAGAAGGGCUGCUGCUAUUCCAAGAGCAAGAGGGGGGUAGCAACGCGCUCAAUCAGGUGCUAGAGGAAGUGUUAAUAGAACUCGCUAACCUUCUCAAGACGACAGAGAACAAACUCGGAGACGUCAUGCAGCUGGGGGUCCCCGCAUUUGAGACCCUCGUACAAAGUGCACACAACGCAGCAGAGGCGCUGCAUGCAGAGAGGAAGGCAGCAGCUGCAGAAGGGAAGAGCGCUGACCCUGACUCUGCUGCUGCAGCUGAGUUUGCUGCUGCUGAUACCCGAGCGCGGCAGCUCGGGGAGUUCUUAAGUGGGGAGGCUGAAGAGGUGGAGGUGUGCGCGAAGCACUUGAUCAGCACUCUGGUGGAGCUGCAGACGUUCAGGGACAGCCACGGGCUUGCAGCUGCCACACAGCAACCCCGCAGCAGCAACCAAAGAAGGAACAGCAGCAGCAGCAACGCUGGAGUGGUCUCCUCAACGCCGGGUGUUGUCGCUGGCCCGAGGUCUCGCCGUCUCGGUGCAAGCAGCAACGGAGCUGCUACAGCAGGCGCGUCUGUCGAGGAUUUACAACAGCAGGCAGUUGACCUUAAGGGACGAGCAGAAGAGGCAGUGGCGGGGCUGAAGGCCCGCAUGCAGCACCUUCAGGCGCUGCGUGAUAUGGGGACAGAUGCUCCACCUGCUUUGGCGGCUGCGUCGUACGGUGCAGCAGCUAAGAGUUAUUUAAUCCCAGACACCAGCAGCAAACCCGAUGACUCUGCUGCAGAUACAGGGGCUGGGGCUGGCACGGGAGACGGCAGCGGGAGCGGCGAAGAGGAGGAACAAGGGAAGGAAGAAGAGGAUGAGAGGACAGAAGGCACCACAAGCCCCAGACUAUACCUUGCUGUGGGCAUAGCCAGCGGGCUGCUGCUACUGCUGGGGCUGUCGGGAUGCGGGCUGUACGCGCGGCGGCAGAGGGCAAGGAGACUGAAGAGCUUAAAGCAAGGAGUAUCAACAUCAACAACACACCAACACACCACAGGAGGAGACCCCCCAGGGGACGGGGGGCCCUUCUCCAGCCCCACACGUGACUUCGAUGAGGCCACCCACGGGGGAGGAACUGCAGCAGAAGAGGAGGAGGUUGGUGGCUGGGGAGAAGAAGAACAAAUGAAACAAGCAGCACUAGGAGAGCCUCUAGGGACCGUCGUCACAGCCGUUGCAGCGCCUGAGGCGGUUAUGGGAGGAUUGGAGACAGGCAAAACGGAGACAACGAGGAGACAGUACUUUGUUGAUGAACACCACACCGUUGCUAGAGAACUCAGCCACAGCCAACCACCGAGAUGCCGCACCCCCCUCGUGUUCUUCUGCUCAACACCGAAGGACCUGCGCUCCCCCAGAGCAGACAUUAACACUGCAGGCACAGCUGUACGCACACCCCGCUUGUGGGAAUCUAAACACAGGGAGGGGUCUUUCAGGGGACGCUCGGCUUCGCCUACGAUGGGCCACCACAGGCAGCAGUAUGUGCAGCAGCAACAGCAGCAAGAGCAAGAGCACAGCAGGAGAGCACGGCAGCUGGAGAACUUAGAGGCCGCAGUGAAGCUCGAACAGGAGACGCAAGACUCCGAGGCCUCCAGCGGCAGCUUACACGUCGUCUGA